ACACUCGCUGCGUCAGUGUGGCUAGCACCGUGAUGUUGGCACGUCGUGUGCCCUCCCACAACAAAUAAACAUUCCAAUUUCGAAAAAAACACGCGUAAUAUUUGACAUUUAGUAAAAUUAAGGACCAAUCAGUGCAUUUAUAUUAGGAACCAUGUUUUUUUUACUGAUAUUAGCGUUAGUUGGGUCUAUUACCCUCUGUUUCUUGCUGAUAGAUUCCCUAUGGAGUGUGUUGGAGCUCAUAUCUUCGUAUUUGAUGCCUUAUUUCCUGCCCAGUGAGGUGCAGCCACUAUCCAAGAAGUUCGGACCUUGGGCCGUGGUAACCGGUGCGACAGAUGGUAUCGGGAAGCAGUACGCGCUGGAGCUGGCUCGGCGCGGCAUCAGCAUCGUCAUCAUCAGUCGGAACCCUGACAAGCUGAGAGCUGUGGCUUCUGAAAUAGAGCGAACGCACAACGUGAAGACUAAGGUGGUUGUGGCAGACUUCAGCAAGGGAGCUGAGGUGUACCCGUACAUUGAGGAGCAGCUCAAGGACAUACCUAUUGGUAUACUAGUCAACAAUGUAGGCGUAAACUACGACUACCCCAUGCCUAUAUGCGAGGCGUCUCCCACGAAGCUAUGGGAGCUGAUCAACGUGAACGUGGGCGGAGUGACGGCGAUGUGCCGGCUGGUGUUGCCCGGCAUGGUGCAGCGCGGCCGGGGGGCUGUCGUCAAUGUGUCGUCAGGAUCGGAGCUCCAGCCGCUGCCGCUGAUGACUGUUUAUGCUGCUACCAAGGCCUACGUCCGAAGCUUCACAUACGCAGUCCGUGAGGAGUAUGCUCCCAAGGGUAUCCACAUCCAGCACCUGGCGCCGCUGUUCGUGUCCACCAAGAUCAACGCCUUCUCCCAGCGGCUGAUGGACGGCAACCUCCUCGUGCCUGAUGCUGCCACGUACUCCAGAUAUGCUGUCUCCACACUGGGAAGGCAGCACAACACUACUGGUUAUUGGGUGCAUGGGAUACAGUACUUCGCCAUCAAAGUGGUACCAGUUUGGUUGAGGACGAAGUUGGGCAUGCAGAUGAACAUCCAGUUCCGCCACGAAUACCUUCGGAACGCCAAGAUCAAGGCCAACUGAGGAGCUCGCCAUACUACCAGACACCAGUCAAGUCACUAGCAGAGAGUCAGGGACCUCUCGCUAGUUGCACCAAUGUUAGGAAAUUAAAUGUAAAGCAUUCAUAGGCGUAGCCAGGGGGCUUGAGGGUUCAAACCCCUACCGAAAAAUGCGUACCUAGACAUUACAGAGCGUUAUUUUUCUAGUUAGCAUAGUACAUCUCCUGUUUGGCAAAGGUCUCUAUGACUACCUAUGAAUCUGUUUAUGUCAUAUUACAUAAAUUGUUUUUUUUCUCAUGAAUGAAGGAAGUUUUGUUCGUUUUACUUAGUUGAACCCCUCCCGAUACUAAAACCUGGCUACACCUAUGAAAGCAUUAGUAUAGAGAAAGUAACUGUAACAUAAAACGCUUUGUGUGACAUGUAUAGAAACGUAAGUAUGAGAAAUAUAGGUUAUCUUAUUUUUUAUAUAUCAUCAUAAAUAUUGUGAGACAAACUAAAUUAAUACAAUACUAUACAUUAACACAUUGAACGCCGUGGUGAUCACCGGUGACCGACGUUAGCGGAGGAUUUGUUUUCAACAGUUUUCUAUUGGCAGUCAAAGACUUAAUACUAUAAUAAAGACUUAAUAAAUAAGGGAUUUUAAACAAGUUGAGUACCGCCUUCGUGUCUAUCAAAUGUAUGGAAAAUAUAUUUUUUGUAAUAUAACUAUCGUGAGACAUAUUAAAUUAAUUAGGUUGUACGCAUUUUACUUGUAGGUGAAGCUGUUUUGUUCUCUUUUUUCUUGAUUUUGGGACCUGUGCAUAGCUUGAAACUAGUCGAGUUAUCUUAUCGAACAAUUACACGAGCAAAUCAUACAGUGUUAUUCAAAGAAAAAUAUUUUUUAUUCUUUUACAAAUUCAUUAAAAACACUGAAAAUCGAUCAAGCCUGUUAUGUUAUUUGAAAUAAAACCUUAUUUUUUGUGAUAUAGAAUUUAUUUUUCGUUAAAUCUUUUUAUGAUCAUUUCGGCUGAAGUUAAUUCGUUUUGAAAUCAACUUUAAGUACAUAAUAGCAGUAAGGUUGAUAUUUGUUUCAAUUGUAUUAUGUCUCUGUACAUUGGUAAUUUUUGUUGAGUUGUAGGGACAUACAUACAAAUAUUUGUUUGUGUGUGUAUAAAUAAAUAGAAUAAUAAAUGUGAUAUUGUUAAGUAAACUUUUAUAAAUGUAAAUAUAUAUUAAUACAUAAUUAA
Molecule: messenger RNA, 2309 nt
Organism: Spodoptera frugiperda (fall armyworm)
Lineage: Eukaryota; Metazoa; Arthropoda; Insecta; Lepidoptera; Noctuidae
Product: inactive hydroxysteroid dehydrogenase-like protein 1
Exons: 6
Coding region: 152-1108 (318 amino acids)
Cellular component (GO): endoplasmic reticulum
Molecular function (GO): oxidoreductase activity
Source: RefSeq, a predicted model, not a curated record